AUGCCCACUGUCGCCACCGCAUCUAUCUUCACCGCCACCCAAGACAGUCGGUCCGCUUCGCCUCUGCCCCCCACCCACUCGCUCCGCAUCCUUAUCGUCGACGACAACCAUGUCAACCUCUCGAUUCUCAACACGCUCCUCAAGCGCCGCUUCGGCCACGUACUAGCGCGUCCCCCCGUCAGCCUCGACAGUGGACUCAAGGCUCUCCAGCUCCUGCGCACCGAGAUCUUCGACCUCAUCUUUAUGGACAUCGAGAUGCCCUACCUCGAUGGCGUCGAAUGCACCCGUCGCAUCCGUGCCGCCGAGGACGGCAUCCUCGCGCCCAACCGCUAUGCCCAUGUUGUCGCCGUCACCACCAACGUCGGUCCCGAACCCGCUGCACUCUACCGCCACGUCGGCAUGGACGGGAUGAUCAGCAAGCCUGUGCGCUUCCAGAACUUCCAGCAGUAUCUCUGCCCACUCUCGAUCGAGGCGCUCGAGGCCAAAGGUUCCGUGACGCCUGUGCUCGUGGGCUCCGAGCAGGUAUUGCCUCCGAUGCCACCCAUUGAUCUCGAUCAGCGACUCUUCUUCGUGCCUACCGCCAACGGCGGAAUGGUGACCACCGCAGCCAAAUCGUUGGAUCGUGAUGGCGGUUCGCCUACGACCGAAUACUCGGAUGCCAAUCAGUUUGCUGCCAUGCUCAAAGCACAGACGUACAAGUCGCUGCGCGAUCGCAAGGCGCUCUCGAUCUCUCGUUCCGCCACGCUCUCUGAACCGCGCAGGUCGUCGUUCAACUCGCCUAGGUCGGAGCAUCUGCCGUCCAUCCGCGUUGCCCAGGCAAAUUGUGCUGUCAGCAAGGACGAACUGUUGGUUGAUGACCACUGCCGAGGCCGUAAGCAAGGCGCGGGCAAGAGAGACGCCGACAACGUGUCCGGGCUUUCAUUCGAAUCGCUCGUGGAACGUGAGACACGCGAGCGCGAGCUGGACUGCAUGAUGCAACGACGUGCGCCCGUUCCCGUUCGACCUGUGCCGAUUCACCGAAUCAGCUCUCCCGCGUACAUGCUCGACGCAUCGCCCAUCUGCCGUGUUCGCGCCGAGCCAGCCAUGCGCUCCGACCCGGACCUGGCAGCCUCUCGCGCCGUACGCCCGGACAUCCAUCCAGUUGCACCCAAGCGGCUGGAGCGACUGGUACGAACUGAUUCGGAGUGGUCCUCCAACAGUGGCGACGGCAGCGCAGGAAACGACAGCACCACUCGGUCGUCUUCGGCUUGGUCCAACACGCCGCUGUCUUCGGAGUGGACAACGACGACGCAGCGCUCCGUUUCGGCUGACCUGCUUGGCAGCUUCAGCAACCAUCGUGCUACGAGUCCCUCGUCUGCGCUCACAACGCCAGUGUCUUCGCCCGUGGACAUGAAGGCGCUCGACGACCGGGCGCGCAACGACGGUGCGGACAACGACGAGGAUGAGGACGACGCCGAUAGCCGAGAGGCGCUAUUCAGCCCGUGCGCCGAUGACCUGCUUGGCUCGCGCGCUCCUGGUUUGGAGUACCUAGACUCGCCCGUACUGCCGUCGUUCCCGCCUCUGUCCAAGUGCGUCUUUCCGCUGCAGAACAGCCCGCGCAUUCGGGUGUGCGAUGCCGAUGAUCAGGACGAGUCUCGCAUGCGCAAUGAUCUGGGUUCGCGCAUGAAUGCGUUGCAGCUGGACUGA
Sporisorium graminicola is the source of this 1686-nucleotide messenger RNA. RefSeq lists its product as uncharacterized. Lineage: Eukaryota; Fungi; Basidiomycota; Ustilaginomycetes; Ustilaginales; Ustilaginaceae. The transcript has a single exon. Gene Ontology annotation, biological process: phosphorelay signal transduction system. The coding region runs from base 1 to 1686 and encodes 561 amino acids. The record is from RefSeq and is a predicted model, not a curated record.